Ylistrum balloti is the source of this 1653-nucleotide messenger RNA. RefSeq lists its product as uncharacterized. Bases 1 to 1653 code for a protein of 550 amino acids. Lineage: Eukaryota; Metazoa; Mollusca; Bivalvia; Pectinida; Pectinidae. Gene Ontology annotation, molecular function: zinc ion binding. The record is from RefSeq and is a predicted model, not a curated record. The transcript has a single exon.
AUGGAGAGGUGUAGCAGGCAUCCGGGUGAAAGGACAGAACUAUUCUGUGAGGACUGUAACUAUCUUCCAGUUUGUAAUUCGUGUAUCACAACACUUCAUGCUGGUCACAGAUUCAAGAAAACUUCAGAAGUGAAAGGAGGAAUUCUCGCCAAAUUACGGGAAAAGAAAGAAGAAAAUACCAGAAUUAAACAGAAAUUAGAGCAGGACCUCAGGAAAAAUAAAAAAGAAAUUCUUAGACAAAAUGAAAAUCAUUCACAAACCUUUCGUGAAAUAGAAAGUAGAAAGAAAGAGGUAAAAAAAGAAAUCGACAAGCAAGAAAAACAGCUUGAGGAUGAGUGUCAAAUCUAUUAUGAUAGAACAAUAGCUAAUUUACAGAAAAGUUCUGAAAACAUCAAACGAAGAAUUAAGAAGCGAACAAAAUAUGAAGCAGAUUUAUCAAGACUUAUGAACACUGACAAGGUGUCAGAUCUAGUAAGACAGUUCGAAUUAGUCACUGCUCCUGUUGAGGACGAAGUUGUUGUUCCAGAGAUGCCAUUACCAUCACCAAGAUUUAUCCCAGGAAACGGAUAUUCUCCUGUUGAAAUGUUUGGGCGUAUAGAAGAGCAACGGAAAACUCACCUCUAUGACAAAAUAGGGCCUAGGACGCGCAAUAAAGUGAUCACGCAUCCGACUGAAAAUGAUGACGAUGCAUACGCGAGCUUAACGCCAUCUAGAUGUAGUUCUUUCUCAAUGUCGUCAGGAUCAGCCAGCGUUCCCAGCCUGUGCGAGGAAGCUGCUUGCAACAUACCUCGAGUUUCCCUUAUUCAACAUUGUAAAAUAAAUAUUGAGAAAGACGCAGUCUACAUUGCUUUAUCUUCGAACUCAGAGAACUGCUGGGUGAAGAAUCAAGACCAAAGCAAACUAACUUUAGUCAAUAGAUCAGGAACAGAAAUGAAAGAGCAGAUUCCAUUUUCUGACAAAAUUGGGGGAUUUUCCGGUUUUCCUGGUGGUAAACUACUUGUUUGUUUGCCGGAUCAGAAACUCAUACAACAGGUUGAUACGUAUAGCGUUCUUGACAUCGUCAGCACAGCGCCAUUCACUCCGAGGUGUGUACAAUCUGGUCUCUUCGAUGGGAAGAUAGUAGCAAUUGUGUAUGAUCAAAGUAUCGCCCCAGAGCCGGGUCCAUGCGAACUUGUUAGAUACAACAGCAACGGAGAAGAAGAAAAACGAAUAAAUGUAGACAGGUUUGGAAAUAAUUUAUUCUACUGUUCAGAAAAAAUAUCUUUCAACAGAACAGGGACUAAAAUAGCAGUGCUCAACCAUCGUGGUCCACGAAGAUCUGAUUUGGUCAUCAUAAACAGGAAUUUAGAGCCAAUGUGGCGCUACUUCGGUGAUGCUCAAGCAUACCAAGGGCACGAAAAUAUCGACCCACGUCAUCUUCAGAAUGACACGAACAUGUGCUUGACCGACGUUGUGUUUGAUUAUAAGGACAAUGUGGUGAUAGCAGACAGAAAAACAAAUACUGUGAAACUGCUUAAUCAGAGAAUGGAGCAUCUGAAAAUUCUAGGGACCUACAUGGCGGCCCCCGUCGCUCUCGCAAUGGAUUAUCGUAAUCACAAUCUCUUCGUAAAGGAUGACAGUGACAAACUAUGCGUUAUGAGUCAUGUAGUUUAG